AUGGUGUCGUUUUCGUGCGAGGCGUGCGGUGACAUCCUCACCAAGAAGAAGCUUGAUCCCCAUCGCAACCAAUGCCGCGGCGCAAGCUUUACUUGCAUUGAUUGUAUGGUCCACUUUCAAGGAACAUCUUACAGAGCUCAUACGUCAUGUAUGAGCGAGGCCCAGAAAUACCAGGGCGCACUCUAUAAGGAGAAGCCAGCCAAAAACGGCCGCAAAGGCAACAACAACAACAACAACAACAACAACAACAAUAAUAAUAACCAGAACGGCAACAAGAACAAUAACAACUCGAAGACGAAUAACGGUCACCGUGCUCCCUACGUCGAAGACGCCCCCGAUUCUCAACUCAACCUUGCCCCCGCUGCUCCCACUCCUCCUACUCCGAACCAAAACAAGUCGGCCCCGGCUCAAGAAGGCGGCAAAGUCAAUGUAUUCGACUUUUUAGUUGACGAAAAGACACCGAAUGCGUCCAAGGUCUCUAUCGCCGAACCCAAAGAACAAAUGAAGAUGAAGGAUCACGCGCCUUCGGUUUUCAAGGCGUCUCAGACGUCGGCGCGUGUUAAAGACAAUGACGGAAACAAAGAAUACGAGGAGAAUGGGUUCUCUUACGGCUCCGGGCCCAUUCAGCCACCAAUGUAUCCGAACAAGGAUGCUGCUGCGUCAAUGGAGUUCAUGACUCCUGCCCCGAAGAAAAAGAAGGAACGUCGUGGAGAGAGGAAGCAGUCACCCCCCACUCUGGCGACGACUGCGAGCGAAAAGAAGCGAAAGCGCCGGAUCGACGACCAUGACAUGGAGGACGCAGAUACUCCUAUGCUUGAGGCCCCAUCUAGUGUGGUUAACCACCCAGGAACCCCGAUGCUUCAUUCCGGUCUAACAGGCGGACUCGACCGCAUGCUUCGAUCGCCUUCUCUAGAUGGAGAGGAUGACUUGGAAAACCCGCGCCGACGGUAUCAGGAUCCUUCGUCGCCUCUCAAGCGCACACGGCGCGACGAGAAAGAAGGCCACGGAGACGCAGGCUUGGGCAUCUCAAUUAAGAACCGCGCUGAACGACUAGUUUCUUCUAUGUUUGCUGGAUCCAGCGUUUCCGGAAGCAGUGUUGCUGGCAACGAAACCGAGCCUCGCAAAGCGAAAAAGACUCACAAGGUCCGCCAUGACGAUCAGGCCCCCUCUUCGGAGGCCCUGAAAACUAAGCGCAAGAGUAGUGCGCAGGCCGACGGAGACCGUCCGUCGCGCCGUGCUAAGAAGGUCGAGUAUCCCGACUCUCCUCGAGACGACGGCCGCGAGAUGAUUGUCUACCGACAAGAAAACCACCCCGACGAGUCACAGCGCCAGAUGGCUGCGCACUUCAUGUCUCUGGUGACAAAGGGACCUGAAAGCACCCGAGGAUUCUCUGUCAACAAAGUUCUUAAGCGAUUCCACAAAGACUUCUCGGACGAACUGGAUGGCGAUCGCGGUCGAGGCCAAGGUCGUAGUCGCGCAGACCGCGAACAAAGAGUGGAUGAUGAAAAGGAUCUGUGGCGAACACUGCGUCUAAAACAGAAUGAGCGAGGGGAAAUCGUGUUGUUUUUCUAA
This is a messenger RNA of Aspergillus mulundensis, 1572 nucleotides long. RefSeq lists its product as uncharacterized. Gene Ontology annotation, cellular component: nucleolus. Gene Ontology annotation, biological process: negative regulation of transcription by RNA polymerase II; rRNA processing. The record is from RefSeq and is a predicted model, not a curated record. NCBI's taxonomy places the organism in Eukaryota, Fungi, Ascomycota, Eurotiomycetes, Eurotiales, Aspergillaceae. Gene Ontology annotation, molecular function: DNA binding. Bases 1 to 1572 code for a protein of 523 amino acids. The transcript has 3 exons.